Molecule: messenger RNA, 642 nt
Organism: Tetrahymena thermophila SB210
Lineage: Eukaryota; Ciliophora; Oligohymenophorea; Hymenostomatida; Tetrahymenidae
Exons: 7
Source: RefSeq, a predicted model, not a curated record
UUAGAAUUAAUUAAUUUAUUAUUUCAUUAUUUAUAUUUAUCUAAUUAAGUAGAAAAAAUAAACAAAUAUCUUACUUUCAUUAUAAUACAUAUUAGAUUUGAAAACAAAGCAUUUGUAAAAAGUAAAAAUAUUUUUAGAAUGAUUAAAGCUGAAGAUUUCGAUAUUUAAACAUGUAUUAUUGUUUGGAAUUAGCACAUUGAUGGAGGAUCUAAGGAGCUGACUAGUCUUAAUAAUAAUUUUAUUUAAAUUAAGUCUUUAUAAAAUGGAUAGAUUUCGUCAAAUAAGUAGGAGUAGAUAAAUGAAUUUAUCUAAAAAUGCGAAACGAGCUUGGCAAAAUUAAAUGAAAUCUUAUCAGACUUGAACAAAAUUGUAAUUAUCAGUGGUGAUACUUACUCUAAAGAAAAAUAAAAACUAUAUGAUGCUUAAGCUGACGAUGAAGAUGAUUAUAGUAAAUUGAGCAAAUUAGAAAAGUUUAUGGAAAUGUUAGAAUCUGCCUAUCAAGUUUGUUAAUCCUGUGUGAAAAAGUUUACAUAUGACAUAAACCCAACUGAGUUAUAAUUGAUUCUCUCUAGAUGGUAAUUAGGUUAAAUUGAAAAUGAAUUAUUUGCCGAAACAUUUGACGCUGAAGAUUUACAGCUUUGA